Molecule: messenger RNA, 693 nt
Organism: Sardina pilchardus (European sardine)
Lineage: Eukaryota; Metazoa; Chordata; Actinopteri; Clupeiformes; Clupeidae
Gene: lhfpl5a
Product: LHFPL tetraspan subfamily member 5a
Exons: 2
Coding region: 4-693 (229 amino acids)
Biological process (GO): sensory perception of sound; detection of mechanical stimulus involved in sensory perception
Cellular component (GO): plasma membrane
Source: RefSeq, a predicted model, not a curated record
ACCAUGAUCCCCGCUCAGGAGGCUUCCCGGAUCUACCACACCAACUACGUGAGGAACGCCCGGGCGAUCGGCGUGCUGUGGCAAGUUCUCACCACCGUGUUCGCCAUCAUCACCAUGGUGGUGUUCAUCCAGCCCUAUUGGAUCGGCGACAGCGUCAACACGCCGCAGGCGGGCUACUUCGGCCUGUUCCACUACUGCAUCGGCAACGCUCUCACCGGCGAGCUCACGUGCAAGGGCAGCGCGCUGGACUUCGGCUCCAUCCCCUCGGGCGCGUUCAAGACGGCCAUGUUCUUCGUGGGCAUCUCCAUGCUGCUGGUGGUCGGCUGCAUCGUCUGCUUCAGUCUGUUCUUCUUCUGCAACUCGGGCAGCGUGUACAAGAUCUGCGCCUGGAUGCAGUUUGCCUCCUGUGGUUGUAUGGUCGUGGGCUGUCUGAUCUAUCCUGACGGCUGGGACUCGCCGGAGGUGAAGCGCAUGUGCGGGCAGAGGACGGACAAGUACACGCUGGGCAACUGCACGGUUCGCUGGGCCUACAUCCUGGCCAUCAUCACCAUCCUCGACUCGCUCAUCCUCUCCUUCCUGGCGUUUGUGCUGGGCAACCGGCAAGACCAACUCCUGCCCGAGGACCACGAAACUGAGGACAAGGACAAGGAGAAAGGUGAGAUGUCGGAAAGACUUCUCCGGUUCAGCAGAUGA